Messenger RNA from Miscanthus lutarioriparius, 1557 nucleotides. Lineage: Eukaryota; Viridiplantae; Streptophyta; Magnoliopsida; Poales; Poaceae. The record is from the annotation of a GenBank genome assembly.
AUGACGCCGCGGCGCUGGUUGGGGCGGUUCCCCUUGCCGGCUGAGCUCAGGCGGCACCGUUGCCCUUGCCCACGGCGACCGGACGCACCCAGCCGCGGCGAGAAGGAGCAGGCCGCACCCGCCGGCUGCCGUGAACCCAAGGUCGCCGGCGCCGCCGCGCCAGAGAGACCUCGACGAGCCAUCACUGUCACUGGUGGCGCCGGUGCUGAUGGAGGCCGGCGCUCGCGCAGCGUUCUGCUUCUGCCUCAGGGAUCUCCAUUCCGGAGCACACGCCCUCACACGCUAGGUCGUCGUGUCAUGCCGCCACUGUUUCCAUCCAGCUGCAACUGCAAUAGCUUUGAAGUUGUCGAUGGCCUCGGCAAGGAACGCCAACCAGAGGAAGAAGGCUUCUCUCAUCAUAGCGAGAGAGCUGUCUACAAGGAAUACCUUCAGUCCAUCCAUCGAGAAUAUCGCGAACAAGAUUUACCUGAGGGUCUCAUGUCAGUACCCCUUUACAAGCACCAGACCAUUAAUAUCUUUUUUACUGGACCCUUAAUCUUUUAUAAGUAUGAUAAGGCAGAUUCAAAGCCAAGUAGUCAAAUUGAGAAUUGUCAAACAUUUUGUGACAUGCUAAGAAAGGACCUAAUGGCACUAGAUUGGAUGCUUUUCCGGGAGAACAGUUCACAUUGUGCAGGUGGAAUUCUGGCGGAUGAGCAGGGACUUGGAAAGACAAUAGAAGUGAUUGCUCUUAUUCUGAAGGAGAGGCCCCAGCAGUCCAAGUUCAUGUCUAUUGAUUCAGAUAGAGAAGCCACUGUUGUCAACAAGGAGCCCAAGGAUGAAACAUUGAACAAAAUAGGGUUUAUUAUUAAAAGCUUAGUGGUAUUGUUUCGUCAAAAACCAGCAUGUCAUGUCACUAAUGUUAAGCCAUAUGUGGAUAGAACCUCAUCCAUAGCCAAGUCAGCAGGAGGAACACUUAUGGUGUGCCCAAAAUGCAUUCUGACACAAUGGAAUGAGGAGUUGUCACAGAAGAUUACAAAGGAUGCUGGGUUGUCUGUUCUUGUUUAUCAUGGAUGUUCAAAGACCAUGGACUCACAAGAGCUUACUAAGCAUGAUGUUGUAAUCACCACAUAUCAGAUGGUCAAGCAACACUUCACUUCCAGAAAAAAGGGAGUUAAGAAGAAACUAAGUGCAUCAAAUGGCCAUAACAGCAACCCGAUUGCCGGGGUACGAUGGUUCAGAAUUGUUCUCGAUGAAGCUCAUGAAAUAAAAAACUGCGACUCUCUGGUGGCCCAAGCUUGUUGGGAACUGGAAGCUGAAAGGAGAUGGUGCAUAUCAGGAACACCUAUGCAAAAUAAGUUUGGUGAUCUCUACAGUUAUUUGCGCUUCUUGAGAUAUAAACCAUACUCUGAACACAGUUCAUUUCGCUCUUUGCUAAAGAAGCAAAAUUCUACAUAUGCAAGUCGUGGCAAAACAAAACUUGAAAUAUUGUUGGGAAUAGUUCUUCUGCGACGCACGAAAGAACUAAUUACAACAACUAUGAAGGAUAUCACAAAAUCUCAAGAAAAAAGGGUGUCAUAA